This is a messenger RNA of Emiliania huxleyi CCMP1516, 1467 nucleotides long. RefSeq lists its product as hypothetical. Gene Ontology annotation, molecular function: DNA replication origin binding; single-stranded DNA binding. Bases 1 to 1467 code for a protein of 488 amino acids. Lineage: Eukaryota; Haptophyta; Isochrysidales; Noelaerhabdaceae. The transcript has 7 exons. Gene Ontology annotation, biological process: DNA replication initiation. The record is from RefSeq and is a predicted model, not a curated record. Gene Ontology annotation, cellular component: replication fork protection complex.
AUGGUGGGGCGGCCGGGCGACUUCCAGGCGGCGCUCGCUGCAAUGAAGACGCUGAUGGGCUGGGGCCUCUCCCUCGGCCCGACGGGCGAGAUGCGGCACGCUCCGGACGGGACGGCGGAGCAGCGCGCGAGCCUGAAGACGUUGGUGACGAUGGCGAUGGAGGAGAAGGUUGCGUUUGUGCCGCGCGACCCCAACGCGAGCACUCCCGCGCCGAACGCGACGCUCAGUGCUGCCGCCUCAGCGUUCGCUGACGGGGCAGCGGAAGCGAACAAAGCUUUCCAUCCCCUGCCGCGGGCGCUCGUUCUCCGCCUCCUCGUCCUGCGACGAGACGAGGAGGCGGAGAACGAGCGCCCGCGGCAGCCGUCGAGCGCGACGUCCGCUUCCGCUGCGGCGUCUGGGACUGGCGGAGAAGGAGCCGCUGCCGGAGGCGGCGCCGGCGCGGCGCCAGCGCCAACAAAGCCUCCGCUCGCGACGCCUGCGCCCCGACGCGUCCCGAGCCACGCCUCCGACACCACCGGCGUGAAGCCGGAUGCGCGGGGGGCGUGUGCCGCGCAGCGCGCGAACCCGCGCGCUGCGCACGGCGUGGCGCGCGACCACAGAGGCGUCGUUGUGAAGGAGGCUUCGACCACCCCGGCCACCGCCUCCAAGAGCGUGGCCGCGACUUCCGCGCUCGCUCCGUUGCCGCCCAUUCCGAAGCGCGGCGACGGGCGCGGGAGAGUGCUCCAGACGCGCUCGGAGGAGCUGCUGCUCGACGAGAUGCUCGAGCAGCACAAGGCCGACAGGCGCCGGCGGAGACAGGUGGACGCGAACGCCGCUGGGGCGGCCUCUGCAAAGGGGCCCUCCCUGUCCAACUUUACGGCGAACUUUGGUGCCGUCGACCCCGACAGCCGAGCGGGGCAGGCGCAGCUGGGGCGCAAGUCUGCGGGCGAGGCAGAGGUCGUGCAGGCCGGGCGGUUGGCUCUGCAGAAGAAGCUGGGCGCCCUCGAGACGAAGGACGACCUGACGAGCAAGGCGGCCACGCGACUAAAGGUGGACGUGACGGCCUUCCGCUGCCGCGAGUGCGGCUACCUCUCGCAAUCGCGCAGUUCGCUCUGCGAGCGGGAGGGCCACGACGUGAGGAGGCUGCAGGCCGUCAAGCGCUUCUUCGAGUGCGGCGGCUGCAAGGGCCGCAUCUCGCUCCUCAACCAGCGGCUGCCGGAGACCGCGUGCACAAAGUGCGGCGGCAAGUUCCACAGCUGCUCCGUCACGCGCGAGAAGCUUGCAGCCGCGCCCUCGGACGAGUUCCUCGCGCGGGGCAUCGAGCACGGCCGAUUCCUCGGCGCGGACGGCCCGCGCGCUGGGGCUGCCGGUGAGGGGCGCGAGGCUGGCGGCGGCGCGGCGCAGCACCACCGGCGCGCGGUGGUCGAUGCCGGCCGCGCGAACGCGUUUGCGGCGCAGGUGCCGCUUCACGACGGACCCGAUGACUGA